Gaeumannomyces tritici R3-111a-1 is the source of this 957-nucleotide messenger RNA. RefSeq lists its product as hypothetical. Gene Ontology annotation, biological process: proteolysis. The record is from RefSeq and is a predicted model, not a curated record. The coding region runs from base 1 to 957 and encodes 318 amino acids. The transcript has 3 exons. NCBI's taxonomy places the organism in Eukaryota, Fungi, Ascomycota, Sordariomycetes, Magnaporthales, Magnaporthaceae.
AUGGGCUCCACCGAGUCCGACAGCCAGGACGAGCUGACGGUGUUAGUCACUGGCUUCGGGCCGUUCAAAGCCGACUUCCCGCGCAACCCGGCAUGGGAGAUCACAAAGGAGCUGCCCGACUACCUGCCGCCGCCCUUGCCCAAGUCGGCGCGGUUCCAGCGGCGGCACGGCGACGGCCAAGGGGGGCCGGCGCCGCCGCUCCCGACCGUGCGGAUCCGAAAGCACCCCGAGCCGAUCCGCGUCAACUACCAGGUCGUGCGCGCGCUGGUGCCGACGCUGUGGGACGGGCCGUCGGCGGCGGUAACUGGUGGGGACGACGAGCAGAAGGAGCAACAACAGCAGAAAGGUGAGGAGGAGGAGGAGGAGAAGGAGGGAAAUUCCACUGCGGCGACGACGACGACGACGACGACGACGACGGUGGGAGACGGCAACGGCAAAAAGCCCAAGAUCGACCUGCUGCUGCACCUGGGCAUGGCGGGGCCCCGGCCCUACUACUCGAUCGAGCGGCGCGGCCACCGCGACGGGUACCGCGGGCGCGACGUCGACGACGAGCUGCUCAACGACGAGGAGCGGCACCGGCAGGAGCGCGAGGGGUGGGUCUGGCACGGGCUGCCGCACGACCUCGAGACGGACCUGGACCUCGAAGACGUGGUGCUGCGGUGGAGGGGGUACAGUCCGUGGGAUUCCGACCUCAGGGUGUCGGGCGACGCGGGCAGGUACCUGUGCGACUUCAUCUACUACAGCAGCCUGGCGCACCUGUACCGCGCGGGCGAGUACCGCCGCGUCGUCUUCCUGCACGUGCCCGCCGACCUGUCCGAGGAGGCGCUCGCGCGCGGUCUCGACCUGACCAUCCAGCUCAUCCGCUCCCUGGUCGAGAGCGAGGUCAUCAGGAAGGGGCGGCGCGGGCGCGCGGGGGAGGUAGAGGGGGAGAAGAAGGAGGGGGAGGGUAGCGGGUGA